Messenger RNA from Fusarium coffeatum, 1377 nucleotides. RefSeq lists its product as uncharacterized. The coding region runs from base 1 to 1377 and encodes 458 amino acids. Gene Ontology annotation, cellular component: cytoplasm; ribose phosphate diphosphokinase complex. The record is from RefSeq and is a predicted model, not a curated record. Gene Ontology annotation, molecular function: magnesium ion binding; ribose phosphate diphosphokinase activity. The transcript has a single exon. NCBI's taxonomy places the organism in Eukaryota, Fungi, Ascomycota, Sordariomycetes, Hypocreales, Nectriaceae. Gene Ontology annotation, biological process: 5-phosphoribose 1-diphosphate biosynthetic process; purine nucleotide biosynthetic process.
AUGGUGCGCAAUAUCGUUGUUCUGGGAGGUAACUCCCACCCGCAACUCACAGAAAAUGUUUGUCAAAUUCUUGGUGUUCCAGCCAGCAAUCGCAUCCUUGGAAAAUUCAGCGGCGGCGAGAGCCGUUGCGAAAUCAAGGACUCGGUCCGCGGUAAAGAUGUUUAUAUCAUACAAUCCGGCUCCGGCAACGUUAACGACAACCUCAUCGAUCUUUGUAUCAUGAUUUCGGCUUGCAAAACCGGUUCCGCGAAGCGAGUGACUGCCGUUGUGCCUCUCUUCCCUUACUCCCGACAGCCUGACUGGCCUUACAACAAAGCCGGCGCUCCUUUGUCGCAAGUUUCCGGCGCUUCUAAGGACUACACAUUUGAGAGUGUUCCCCCUACACCCCGUCCCGGUGGUCCUAAGUCGGCUGGGCUACCCAAUGGUGUCAACAAUUUGACCGAGAAGCUCUCAAAAACUGCCAUCGAUGCUGCCAAUGGUGUAAACGGUACCAAUGGUUACCCAACACCUCGUCGUUCAGACACUUUCUCAAGCACCACUUCCGAAAACCGUGGACACCAGCCCGAAAACUCGACCUCCUCGCAGCGAAGUGCCUAUACCACACACGACUACGAAAACCAGUCUAACAUUUCCGUCUUCCAGCCUAAACCAGGCUAUAAGCAAUGGAUUGCCCAGGCUGGUACUCUUGUCGCCGACUUGCUUACCUGCGCUGGCGCCGAUCACAUCAUCACCAUGGACCUCCACGAUCCUCAAUACCAGGGUUUCUUCGACAUCCCUGUUGACAAUCUUUACGGAAAAGCCCUGCUACAGAACUAUAUUCAGACUAACAUUCAGGGUCAUCAAAACGCCGUUAUCGUUUCUCCCGACGCUGGGGGUGCCAAGCGAGCCACUUUGAUCGCCGACAGUCUAAAGACAGACUUUGCUUUGAUUCACAAGGUAAUUCCGUCAACCUCUGGUCCUUCCCAAGACGACCAAAGCUCAUCUAAUACUUUAAAGGAGCGACGCCCUAUACGAUUCACCGAGCACCGAAAUGCGAGUAUGAUGCUAGUUGGUGAUGUUUCUAAUCGCAUCUGCAUCCUUGUCGACGACAUCAUCGAUACCGGUAACACGAUCACCCGCGCAGCGAAGCUCCUGAAGAAGGAGGGCGCAACUAAGGUUUACGCUCUCGUCACACAUGGAGUAUUCAGCGGCGAUUCCAUUGCUCGUAUCAACGCCUCUUCUAUUGACAAAAUGCUGGUUACCAACUCGGUUCCUCAAGAAGAGCACCGCCGACUAUGCCCCAAGCUCGAGGUCCUUGACAUUUCUCCAGUAUUUGCAGAGGCAAUUCGCCGUGUUCACCACGGAGAGUCUAUCAGUGUGCUGUUCCAGCACAAUUGA